Bombus pyrosoma is the source of this 2115-nucleotide messenger RNA. RefSeq lists its product as uncharacterized. Lineage: Eukaryota; Metazoa; Arthropoda; Insecta; Hymenoptera; Apidae. The record is from RefSeq and is a predicted model, not a curated record. Bases 984 to 1559 code for a protein of 191 amino acids. The transcript has a single exon.
UUCGUAAAGCAUCAAGAUCUUCGAUCUCGCGUAAAAUCCCCGAGACAAUGUUUUCGAUAUUCCUCCGGGCAAAACAAUAAGAAAAUGUAAGAGACGUUGCGGGAAUGGUAGGUUGCGAGAACUCAUGGAAAAUCGUUGUGAUCAAAAGCGUUCAUUCUUUACGUAAGAAACAAUAUUACGUGAAAGUGUCCAGUUCUGGAAUUUGACUGGUUUACGCGAAUGACGCGCGAACUAAUACAAAUCUCAUCCAUCUAGACCCGGCGCUAUUAAACGACUAGUCAGCCGUGUCCUCAAACUGGUGGAACUUCUGAUCACAAUCACCGCCUGCGUAAGAAGUCUGCCACAGUAAAAUGUGUCGUCCGUAAAUGCCAACAGGCAAAGGAGUUGUGUUAAUUACACGUGGUAACGCGAGGAAUCACGACCCACCAUCUCUCCCUUUUCUCAUUUUCCACGAACCGGUGCCACCGGCCGGUGCCAGCCUGUUGGCCACUUUCCUUCCUUCAUAGAUGAACGGUGACGUCUGCGCCGGAAAACACCGCUAUCUUACACAUUUAAGGGGACGCGUGUUGUUGCAAGAGUAAAUGAAACAGGGACCCCAUUGACGUCACGACGGCCAAUGACGAAGAAAGCAUCCACGAUGGGGAACUAAAUAUUACCCGGUACGAAACAGAGGAUUGGUCACUUCAGAGGUGGAGAUGAGGUGGCUACCACCCACGGCUUCUUUACCUUAAAACCCCGGCAGUGGACAGGGAGAGUUCACUCAGUUUUCAGUAAACCGCCAGGAACGAUCCAAGCCUCUUGAAACAGCUCUUACACCUCGACGACUAUUCUCGACUAAAUCGAACAUUUGUCGGAUAAGAUUCGGUGAGAACAAGAGUUGGACAGGAACUUGAUCGGAAGUUUCUCGAGUAUCGACCGGUGUUGGCAGUUCGUCAACUUUUAGCCUAAGGAAGCAACGAUCAAUUUGGAUCAAAUUUUAAACCAUGUACCUAUACACCAUCGUGGGGAUCAUUGUUUGCAUUCUGCUCGUCAACUUCACAGAGAAAGAAUUUACAGAGGCCAGGAUACGAUCGGAGAGGUUCCACGUUCGCCAUCAGGGUAUUUAUCGACAACUCCGCGAGAUACGUCAUCUGAUCGAGUCUAGUAAUCAAUGGAGGUCGAAGAAUUUGUCGGAAAUCAACGACUACCGGGCCGUAUGGAUGAAUUCGAUAGCUGUGCAACGAAAACGACGCAAUUUGGAAAUAAUAAACGAUGGGUUCGUGGUGGAAGUGAGCAGGUUGCAAAAUGCAUCGAUCUGCAAUUACACGAUUGAGCCAGUCGGGGAGAUAUUUGGCAACCGGGUGCUGAGCAAUCUGCAUCACAUCAAGUGCAAUCCAACCAAUCUUGGUAACAAAUGUCAGAGCAAUAAGCCUCAUUGUUGUAUACAGACCUAUGAAAUAAUAGACCUACCCAUCCCCAAUAAAGCGAAUGAACCAGUGACGAUUUAUACCGGAUGCGUAUGUGCGCACCUUCAUACGAUUAAAGCGAAGAAUUUUAAAAUGAAAGAACUGGAUUACUAAUGAUCAUAAAACCCAGUGAAGAAAUGAUAUCGACAACGUUGAAUUAGAUGGAAGUAUCAGUUAGGGGUUGGUAUAGGUGAUAAUUUCACUAUCCUAACAUUCGCUAGUGUUAAGGUUAAUAUACAGUGAUUUAAAACGUGCGUUUAGAAUACCGUGUAGAAUAGUUAUUUUAUACUCGUAGUUACUAACUCUGUGUUAAUUCAACACACGUUAAGUGCCUUGUUAGAUAUUAAGAACGUAAUAUUAUUGUUUAGUUUUCUCGGUCCAGACCGUUCCGGUAAUUAUUCGAUCUAUAUUAAGUAUGUAAAUGGCUAGUUUUUUUUUUUAUCAAGUAAUGUAGCUUGAUAACUAUCUGAGAUAAUAUAAUGAUCAAAGUCAUGAAGCCAAUUACAAUUGUAGAUCCGUAAAUAAACUUGGAAUGUUUAGUGACGUCCGGAUACGGAGAAUCUCGAUUUGCUCAAUACUCGUUGUUCCACGGACAAGUGUGUCCUUGUAAUAUUAUGUAAUAAGAUAUUAUCUUUGAUUAUUUAUAGAAUAAAAUCGUUCUGUUGCCAAA